UGAAGGAGGUGAAGUUGGGGGAAGUGGUUUCUGCUUCUGUUCUGUGUCUCACUCCUGCCCAUCUGAUUCCCCUCUCAUCACCUGGAGCCUCUCCAGAACACCCAGUGUCCAAUCACAACAGCUGACCGACAGCCAGUGAGAAGUGAUGUCAUCCCUGACAUUUACUCCCAGCAUCACUGAUCACAACCAGUCUCUGGUCUGCACAGCAGAACACAGAGGAGGGAAGACAGUGAAAAGGUCCAAAACUCUCAAUGUCAAAUAUGCCCCAGUGGAUGUGAAGGUUGAGGAAGUGUCCAGUGUGAAGGAAGGAGACUCUGUAGAGCUGAGAUGCUCCAGUGACAGUAACCCUGCAGCCCACAGCUACAGAUGGCAGAACAGCAGAGGACCUCUGCCCACCACGGGACCUACCAUCACACUGGAGAAUGUGACCAGACUCACUGAAGCCCUCUACUGCACUGACAUCAACACAGAGGGACAAGGCCACUCCAGCUCACUGAAGCUCAAUGUAGAGUGUAAGUAG
Molecule: messenger RNA, 520 nt
Organism: Salvelinus fontinalis (brook trout)
Lineage: Eukaryota; Metazoa; Chordata; Actinopteri; Salmoniformes; Salmonidae
Product: nectin-1-like
Exons: 2
Coding region: 146-520 (124 amino acids)
Source: RefSeq, a predicted model, not a curated record